AUGAGUUGUGGUACCCUCUCAGAGCUGGCUUUCGGACGAGGCAUCUUCGGAGAGGGAAGUGGCGUUUGGAGAUUGCGCGAGAGCAAAACUGAGGAGGUUUUUGCGGGACGUCUUGAUAAAGCCUGCAGCCAAUACAGUCGCGGAAGCUGCAUGUUUUCAGAAGUCAAUAGUGGGAAAAGUGAGAGGCAGGUCAGCGGAAGGAGUUCUACCACUGGAGACAAGGAACAGUAUAUCCGUGAUGUAUCGAAUUCAUACAGCUGGCUCCAAGAGGCACCCUGGCUCUUUUCACUCGACAAUCCGUCGAUCGUGGUGGUUGGUCCACGUGACAUACAGCAACCCUGUGUUCGUCCCAGGGAAGUGCCGAAUAGACAGUUACAUUCCACGUGGGAAGUAUCGAAAGAGGCUAUCGAGGAGAUCUAUAAGCUGUCCCCACCCCCUCGAAUGACUUGUUACACGUCAGUGCUCGUAAAGGGCAUGGUCAAUUAA
Molecule: messenger RNA, 486 nt
Organism: Cadophora gregata
Lineage: Eukaryota; Fungi; Ascomycota; Leotiomycetes; Helotiales; Ploettnerulaceae
Exons: 1
Coding region: 1-486 (161 amino acids)
Source: RefSeq, a predicted model, not a curated record